AGUCCAGCUACACCCGCGCACCUGACCGUCGUUGUUGUGAGUCCAGGCGAAAGCCUUUCCCCGGGAAGACCCCUGGUGGGGCGGUCAGCAGCACAUGGACGCGUCCUGUCCGACGCGGCACUCGGACCACACGAACAGCGAGCCUUUCAAGAGAAGCUGUCUACGUGUAACGAACGUGGUAGAAACUACAUCCAGUCCUCUCAGGGACAUACAAACACAAGUCCUGAAGGGAAACCCCGUGAAUACAUGCCCUGUGUGGAAUCCUACCACUCUGAUUUCACUGAUGAAGGUACCAUUGCAGAGAACACGGGUGUCACUUCGGUCAUUACAACCAGCAAUGUUGAAGUCAGGGGAACAGGUCACCGUGAAGUGAAUAUGGAUAUAUGCGGACCAUACGGAAGAACUUUGAACUUUCCCUGCAAUGUUCAGGCGCCUGAAAAAGCUCAGUAUGGAGAAAGUACCUGUGUGAAGAAAUACGGAAAAUCCUUCCCCGACGAUGCUCUUGAUAAUCAUGGGAGAAGUCACACUGAGGAGAAACCUUGUGAGUGUAUGCAGUGUUGGAAAACUUUCAGAACACAGCGCAGGUUUCAACUACAUGAAAGAAUAUUCAGUGGGGAGACACCCUAUAUAUGUAAGCAAUGUGGGAAAGCUUUUGUCACACAUCAUAAUUGUCCGUGCCAUGAUCGGACUCACACUGGGGAGAAAGCCUGGACAUGUGUGCUGUGUGGAAAAGCAUUCCGGAGCAAAUCAGGUUGGAAGAUACAUUACAGCAGUCACUCAAGGAGACCAUACGCAUGUCAGCAGUGUGGGAAAGCCUUCAGCACUCCUCAUUCCUGUCAGCGGCAUGAGCUUAUUCACACUGGAAAGAAACCCUACAAAUGUAAGCAAUGUGGAAAAGCUUUCUUCACACAUUAUGCUUGUCAGAGGCAUGAAGGGACUCACGUUGAGGAGAAACACUAUGUAUGUAAGCAGUGUGGGAAAGCUUUCAGAACACAGGAUACAUACCAAAUACACGAAAGAAUUCACAGUGGGGAGAAACCCUAUGCAUGUAAGCAGUGUGGGAAGGCCUUCAGAUCACAGGGUACGUGUACAAUGCAUGAAAGAAUUCACAGCGGAGAGAAACCCUAUGAAUGUAAGCAUUGUGGCAAAGCUUUUCUCUUACGUGGUCAUUGUCAAAGGCAUGAACGGACUCACACUGGGGAGAAACCCUAUGCAUGUAAGCAGUGCGGCAAAAGUUUCAGUGAUCGCCAGGCUUGUCAAAGCCAUGAACAGAGACACACUGGGGAAAAACCAUACGCGUGUAAGCACUGUGGCAAAGCUUUCAGCGAACGUCGUUCUUUUCAAAGGCAUGAAAAGAGACAUACUGGGGAGAAACCCUAUACAUGUAAGCAAUGUGGGAAAGCUUUCAGAUCACAGAGUACAUGUAAAGUGCAUGAAAGGAUUCACAGUGGAGAGAAACCCUAUGAAUGUAAGCAUUGUGGCAAAGCUUUUUGCACACGUGGAAAUUGUCAAAUUCAUGAACGGACUCACACUGGGGAGAAACCCUAUGCAUGUAAGGAGUGCGGCAAAAAUUUCAGUAAACGCAGUGCUUGUCAGAAUCAUGAACAGAAGCACGUGGAGAAGCACCCUGUGUGCAUAAGCAGUGCAGCAGACGUUUCCAUGAAUAUGGUGCUUGUCAAAGGCAUGAAUAGAGAUGCUGGGGUAGAACCCUUAUGUGUGUAACCAUCCUGUAAAGCUUUAGUCACCCAGAUUGUGAAAGAUAUGUACAGACUCACACUGAGGAGAAACCGUUUCCAUGUAGGCAGUGUGGGAAAGCUUUCACCACACAUUUUUGUUGUCAAUUGCAUGAACAUAUUCACUCUGAUGAGAAACUUUAUGUGUGUUUUAUGUGGGAAACCUUUCAGCAACAAAGUAGUUUGGAUCAUUUUUUCUUUUUGCGGAGCUGGGGAUUGAACUCAGGCCCUUGCAUUUGCCAGGCAAGCACCUAUUCAACUGAGCUAUCUCCCCGGCCCCAACAAAGUAGUUUGGAAGGGACAUGACACACACUAGGGCUUAACCAUAUACAUGCAAGUAAUGGGUAGUACUUUCGUAACAUAGUUGUCAAACACGUGAAACAUUUCACACUGGCAGAAACCCUAUGUACGUAAGCAACAAGGAAAAGCUUUCAGCACACACUGUGCUUGCAAAGACAUGAAGGCACUCACUGAUGAGAAACCCUAGGUGUGAAAGCAGUGUGGAAAAGAUUUCAGCCCAAAAGAUAGGUGGGAAAUUUGUGAAUGGACCCACACUGCAAAAAUCCUAUGUAUAGGCUGGGAGAUGGCUCAGUAGAAUAAGCGCUUGCCUGGCAAGCGCAAAGGUCUGAGUUCAAAUUCCUGAUUCUACACACACACCAAAAAAACUAUGUAUAUAAGCUUUGUGGAAAACCUUUCGUUACAAGUAGUGUUUGUCAAAUUCAUGAAUGGACUCGGGACGGACCCUGUGCAAGGAAGGGUGAUGCCUGUCAAAAGCAUGUUCAGUCUCACACAAGGGUAAAGUUUAUGUUAAUGUGGGAAAGCUUUGAGCCCAGAGAAUGAAGUUCAUGAAGUCACGCUGGCCAGAAACACUGUAAGCAGGGGGCCUACCCAUUAGCUCAGUUGUUUAAGUGCCUGGUUAAACAAAACAGCCUCAGUGAGCUGUGGUUCCAUACUCAGAUACUCAAGCCAAUCCAGACCAGCGCUGGAGGCAAUCUGAGGCCACCAAAAAAAAAAAAAAAAAAAAAAAAACUGUAAGCAAUGUGGGAAAGCUUGUGACCAAGACAAUAAUUAUGGACUAAAGGAAAAAUAUAAUGGAGAGAAACUCUAUGUAUGUAAGGCUUUCAGUGUGUGAAAACCUCUGGCACAGAGAUUGUGAAGCAUGUAGACAAUCUCGUGGGGAGGAGUCCUCUGUGUAACCAGUGGGAAAGUGCUCAGAUGACACAGGCAUUGUCCACAACAUUGAUAGAGGGGCCGGGGAGAUGGCUCCGUAGAAUAAUCACUUCCCUGGCAAGCACAGGGGCCUAAGUUCA
Octodon degus (degu) is the source of this 3043-nucleotide messenger RNA. Its product is annotated as zinc finger protein OZF-like. Bases 247 to 1722 code for a protein of 491 amino acids. The transcript has a single exon. Gene Ontology annotation, molecular function: RNA polymerase II cis-regulatory region sequence-specific DNA binding; DNA-binding transcription factor activity. The record is from RefSeq and is a predicted model, not a curated record. Gene Ontology annotation, biological process: regulation of transcription by RNA polymerase II. NCBI's taxonomy places the organism in Eukaryota, Metazoa, Chordata, Mammalia, Rodentia, Octodontidae.